Messenger RNA from Daucus carota subsp. sativus, 1262 nucleotides. Its product is annotated as translation initiation factor IF3-2, chloroplastic. Gene Ontology annotation, molecular function: translation initiation factor activity; ribosome binding. The record is from RefSeq and is a predicted model, not a curated record. Lineage: Eukaryota; Viridiplantae; Streptophyta; Magnoliopsida; Apiales; Apiaceae. The coding region runs from base 125 to 961 and encodes 278 amino acids. Gene Ontology annotation, biological process: translational initiation; ribosome disassembly. The transcript is spliced from 9 exons.
UAUGGUUAGAUGACAAGUGAAAAUACAAGGGAGGUUCUUGUGAAAUAAUAUGGAUAACGUUGUCCACUCAAUUUCGUAGUUAAAUUAUACACAACAUUACCAGAACAUCAAGAAAACCAUAGCCAUGGCUGCGCUUAGCAGCACAAGUAGCUUAUUCUUCCCAUCAAGACUCACUGUCCCCAACUUAUCUUUCCAAUCUAAUCUAAACCCACUUCGCCUUAACCAUCUUUCGACAACCCCAUCUUCUCCUUCUCCGCAAUCUUUAACUACCACUUCCAUUUCUCACAGUCCCAUCACCGCCCGUUACGGCGGCGGCGGCGGCAACUUCCCCCGGUCAAACUCCGGCGACUUUAGGCGUAAGGGUGGUUCUAAUGAUAAUGAUCCAGCCCUUAAUAUCUCUUCUAUUAGGUCUGAAAAUGUCAGGCUGAUUGAUGAGAAGCAAAAUAUGAUUGGAAUAGUGCCCAAGUAUGACGCUAUUCAAAGGGCUGAGGAUGCUGAACUUGACCUCGUAAUACUGUCUCCGGAAGCUGAUCCACCAGUCGUCAGAUUAAUGGAUUACAAUAAAUUUAAAUAUGAGCAGCAAAAGAAGAAAAGAGAUCAGCAAAAGAAAAGUGCUGCCCAUCGCAUGGAUUUGAAGGAACUAAAAAUGGGUUACAAUAUUGACGUGCAUGACUAUUCUGUGCGCUUGAAAGCUGCUUUGAAGUUUUUGAAGGCUGGCGAUAAGGUCAAAGUCGUAGUGCAGUUGAAGGGCCGUGAAAGUGACUUCAGGAAUAAAGCUAUAGAGCUUAUUCGACGUUUCCAGAGUGACAUUGGAGAGCUUGCAGUAGAGGAGAGCAAAAGCUUCAGAGAGAGAAGCAUGACUCUAGUAAUGGUUCCAAAUAAAGUUGUUCCCAUACAGAAACCUCCAGAAUCACCAAAGAAGAACGAGACAACAGCAACUGAAGUUUCAGCCCCUGUCUGAAUUCCACCCUUAUAUGCUGGUUUUAUUUUCUAAAGCAGGACAACCUUCAAGUUAUUCUUCUUACUAGAACAGAGAUUUCACAGUCUAGUAUAGGUUUUAGUGUAUAAUAUUGAUAUAUAGCUUCUGUUUAUCCUGAAUACAAUAGCAACCUUUUCUGGUACCCCUUGCAGCCAGCAAUGAAGCUACUGCUUCCUAAGUUUGUGAAUUUUCUGUUCUUUGUUGUAGUGGGUGCAUAAUGUGGAUCGUUCCAUUAAGAAGUGACUUUUACUGUCAUAGGAAAUCAGUGACAUAAUUCUUCGAA